Molecule: messenger RNA, 2754 nt
Organism: Paracoccidioides lutzii Pb01
Exons: 5
Coding region: 1-2754 (917 amino acids)
Biological process (GO): regulation of DNA-templated transcription
Cellular component (GO): RSF complex
Source: RefSeq, a predicted model, not a curated record
AUGGUUUUGCGAAAGCGCGCCAGGGAGGAGACCGAGGAUUCAAGUACACAUGUCGCGAAAAAGAGUGAACCGCAGCUGGGCCAUGAAGAAGAACAUGGCCUGCUCCACCAGCUGCGCAAUAUGUGGGAGUUUUCGAAUCUUGUGCAGUAUAUCUAUUCCUUCGGGAAGGUGGUGAAGAUUAGCGAUGAUAUCGAUAUUGAUAACUUGGAAACGGAAUGUCUGAAGCCUGGUCCUUCAGCAAAACUUCUCGAUAUCGGACUAACCCUCCUAAAAUUCGUCUCAUCCCAUCGCGGACUCACGUCGGAAAACUUCGAAGAGUAUACCAGGCGGCAAUACUUGGCAAAAGCACCUGCCCGUAACCCGUUCGGGGAUGCAGAGGAGCCUAUCAAGUUCAACGAUCUCGAUAUUUUUCAAAGAAUACGUAUUUUGCAGCAAUUAGCGUUAUGGACUUUCUGGAAUCCGGAUCGCAUGCGCGAAAGGAUGCCAGAGCAAAAGGAAACGGAGCAGACUCAAUGGCGCGUGGACGAAAUUGGAUAUGAUCGCGAUGAGCGGCUUUACUACGUGCUCGAUGAUAACAGGUUGUACCGUCGAACUGACCCUCCCAUCCCGGCUGCUAGGCCUGCUAAACCAAAGGCGAACAGCAAAAAGGCGAGAGCAGCUGCCCGCGCUGCGAAAAAGCGAAAGCUUUCUGGAAUAAAAGAUGAAGAGGAUAAAGAGCCCAAGAAUGAGGCUAAUGGAGGCGCUGAACAUGAUUCAUCCGACCGUGGCUACAAAUGGGAGUGCAUUGCUAUUACCCUUGCACAGUAUAACGCCUUCCUCGAAACAAUUAAAAAGUCUAAAGAUCCCAACGAAGAGUUCCUUCGAGAACAGCUCGUGGAGAAUGUCAUCCCUGUCAUUGAAAAAGUCGAGGAGUCUCAGCGAAGGAAAAGAGAACGAAGAGAGAAAGAAUUGAUUAAUAUGCAACGCAUGGCCAAUGCAAAACGCUCAAGCAGAAUAGCAAGCAAGCAAGACCGCGAACGCCAGGAAAUGGAAGCUGCAGAAGCGGCGCGAAAGCGUGAAGCAGAGCGCAUCGCUGCGAUUAAGGAGCAGGCGAAGCAAAAGAAGAUUGAGAAGGAACGGCUGUACCGCAUGAUGACCCGGGAGCAGCGUCUCAAGGACCGUGAAGAAAAACGGAGAUUGCAUGAAGAGGAGCUGGCAAAGAUAGCGGAGGAGGCAAAGAAGAUUGAAAGCGGCGAAGCGAGGAUGUCUAAGAGGCAUUUGAAGGCUGAGAUGGAGAAGCGCAAGAAGGAUCUCGAGGCUCUACAGAACGAGGAACAGUGGAUUUUCGAUUGUUCCGGUUGUGGUGUGCAUGGGGAGAAUCUUGAUGAUGGUUCUCAUAUUGUUGCUUGCGAGAAAUGCAAUAUUUGGCAACAUAUCGAAUGUCUGGUUAUUCCAAAAGAUGAAGCUGAAAAGGAAGAUUUCCAUUUUGUCUGUAGCGACUGCAAACGUCGUAUAGAGGAGGCUAAUCUACCGAAAAUCCCUCCUCUGAAGUUCCGCAUUGGCGCCUCUUCCUCCCCUCCCUCGACUGGCAAGCCAAAGGCCAAUGGAGAAAAACGCAAGAGGCAGGAUCAUUCCCUCUCCCCUUCAGUGAAGAAGGCCAAACACCCAUCUUCCUCCCCUGCUAAACCUUCGGUCCCACUGCCAAAAAGCAAUAUUUCAACGAAUGGUUUUGUGGUUGAGGUUAGCCAGGGGCAACGUUUACUUAACCCUCAAACCACCUCUCUCUCUAGCCAGCCGGCCCUACCCUCGUCGCCCCAGCACCAAAUGCAGCCAAUGCACAAUGGUCUCUAUCCUCUGCCUCCUGGUCACCACCCCCGUUCCAAUAUACAGCAGCCUAACUCCUCAUUGGCUCCAUCCCCUUUCUCCCUUACCAACGAAGCCUCAAACGCGCUCCCGCGUCCCAACACUCAGCCGCCAGGACCAGCCCCUCAUUUUCUUCACUACCACCCUCCAGGACUAUACCCAAGAUCAAAUUCCAGCUCUUUCACCCCCCAACGCAUCUCCGCAUCCCCAUCAACGAAAGCAGGCUCCUUCAUAUCCCCAAUACGAAACCUCCCCUCCAUAUCCCCUACGCAGGGAAACCAAGAUGUCGGCUCGCUAGCCGGAUUCCCACUUUCAUCACUUCCGAAUGGACCCCUUCCUGCCACUCCGCGCGUCCAUCACCAAGUUCCCACACAAAACGCCAUUACCUCCUCCCCAGCUUACACAGCAGCCCAGCCAUCUAACCCUUCUCGUACAUCCCCUUCUUUCUCCUCCACCACCUCCACACCAGCCAGGAAUUCAUUUGCAUACACCUCUCCCUCUCCAUCUCUACCUCCCACUUCAGGUAUAAGCCCCAUAAAACAUUCCCCAGCACACCCACCUCUUUCAUCCUUUACCUCUUCGAGCACGGUGACCACGCCCAUUCUGCCACCUGUACAGAGACUCCAUCCCAGUCCCAAGCUAAUGGGUAGAGCUUCUCCCGAUUCCCCUAUACCGCCACCUGUCAAGAGCAUGACUCCCGAUCAGGAGGAUCGGAGAAGGAGGGAGAACGAGUUGGCGGCGGCGCAAGGUCUAAACCUGAGUCAGAGUCAGAGCCAGCAUCAGAAUCAGAUAUCUGGUACAACGCCACAGGUUUUGGAUUGUGUGAUCCUCCCACAACCGCGGGUUCAGCAACAGCAUGCGUUCCGGACUACUCAAGUUCAGCCAACACAGAAAUCAAAUAAUAAUCAAUGA